AGGAUGCAUUUCGGUUGAUUGAGACGCGCCAAGUUUGUUCCAUUUCAAGAUGGCGGCCACCAUGGACACAGCACAUGAAUCUGAUUUACAAUCGUUUCUCUCACUCCAUCUAUCUGUACCCAAGGUAUCAGUCGAUGAAAUAGCUAGCUCAAGCGAUGAAGCUGCUCAGUUUCUUGUUAAAGUCAAGGAUUAUGUUCAAGAACAAGCAAAGUUGCAAGCGAAAUGGCGAACUGACAUGACAGGUCUGCGACGUGCACGUGUAAACGCAGAACAACAAUUCAGCCAAAUAGAGAAACAGCUAAUAACAUGUAACACCAAGCUAGACACAGAAAUGAAGCAGCAUGUUCGGGCAAAGACAGAACUAGAAGAAACAAAGACUGCACUUAUUGAAAAGCAGAAACGAUUACAGGAAGUUGAAGGGAUAAAAGAAGAUGCAUUUACUAACUAUACCCGUGUCUCCAAAAUUAAUGAACAGCUUGAAGCUGAUAAGCUUGAGCUUCUCUCAACAUUGGAAAGAAAGAAUAAUGAAAUACAGAAUCUCAAUGUGGAAUGGAACACAAUGUCUGAGAAGCUGUCUGCAGCAAACAUAGCCAAGUGCAAAGCAGAGGCGGCAUUGGAUGACAUUGAAAGCCAAGGGACAUCUUUCAAGAUACGAGAGAAACGGAUGGAUCAAGAAAAAGUAUUACUGCAAAAACAGAAUGAAUCAUUGAGUGCAGAAUUGAAAGCAAAGACAGAGGAGCUGGCUACUAUAAGAAAAGAAAAGUCAGGACAAGUUCUACAGUUAAGGAGCCAAUUGGAAACAAGCAAUGAGGAGCUCAAAAGCUUGAAGGAAUUCCAAGAGGAUCUGAAGGCAACUAAUGGAGAAUUGGAGAAAAAAGUCAAAUCAUUUAUGGAAAGGCUGAGAGAGUCGCGUGACCAGCUUGCAAAAUCAGAAGAGCACUUUAAGAAUGAACUUGCCUCGCAGUCCAGACUUGCCGACCUGUACAAGGAUGAGUCAGAAGAAAGCAAAAAGAGGGCAAAGGAAAUGCAGACAGCCAUGGACGAACUUCAGAAACUAUUGAAGGAAGCAGUUGAUGCUCGUCUUGCAACAGAAGCAAGGAUUCAGGAGAUGGAAUUCUCACAUGUAGAGGUGGUCAAGGAUUUAGAGUCUAAAGUUCAUGCUCUAGAGACGGAGCUAAACAAUGCAAAUGACCUGUUGGAGGCUGCCCGUCAGAGAGGGGCCGCGCCCAUGUCGGAAGAAAUGCUGAGUACACUGUCACCGACUGCAGCUGCUACAAGCUCUUUGUUGAAAUCAGGAAUGACCCUAACAGAGAUAUAUUCUCAGUAUGUGGAAGUGUCUGAUGCUCUUCAGCGAGAGAAACUUGAAAAUACCCGCCUGAACAACUACAUGGAUCAAAUACUCAAGGAAAUUGAGGAGAAAGCCCCUCUGCUUCAGCAACAAAAAAUAGAUUAUGAGAGAGCUCUACACAGUGUUGAUGGGCUAACAAGGAGACUGGAUGCUGCUAGAAUGGAAAAUGAAAAGUUGUUGGUGAGUUCGGAAGAUGCACGCAAGAUGAGCAACCACCUCAGGAGAGAAAAUGAGCGACUCAAGACCAGCAUUACAGAUCUCAGUCAACAGGUCCAGGUGUUAUUGAAGGAAUGUGAGGAGGCUAGAGGAGGGUUGGUAAGCACCACAGAGGAAUCUGUUGCAGAGGUAUCAAGUUCGUCUCAAGUCAUCUCUAAACAUCUUGUGACCUUCAAAACCAUAGAAGAAUUACAGCAACAGAAUCAGAAGCUGCUGGCUGUUGUCCGUGAACUGAGUGAAGAGAAAGAGAAGAAAGAGAUGGAAGGCACAGAACACAAGCUAGCAGAACUUAAAUCACAGCUUGAGAUUUCACUAAAAGAGGUGGAGCACAUGAAAGAUGCAAGGGCAAGACAAAUGACCAUGGUUGAGUCUGUUGUUCGCCAGCGAGAUAUGUAUAGGGUUCUCCUUGCAAACACUGGGCAGUCACCAAUACCAUUAUCUGGCCUGGAUGACGCAUCACUCAUUCCAACCCCUAGUACUCCGGACAAGUCCAUGGCUGCAAUGGAGGAAACACGAGAAGCUCUCAAACAAAUGCAGAAGCAUUUUACUGAUUUCCGAGCUGAGAAAAAGCAGGAGGAAGCAAAUAUGAGGAGCAGAUAUGAAGAUCUUCAGUCAGAGAACACUCGUCUUUUGGGAGAGAAAGCAAUGCUGAAAUCCCAGCUGGAGUUUUCUGAAGAGAAGUAUAAAAUGCUACAAUCCAAUGCUGAGGGUUUCAAGAAAGAAGCAAAUGCAGCCAGCGACAAGGCACAUAAACUCAACCUGGCAAAUGCCAAGAUUCAAUUGACGAUAGAUGGUCUACAGCACAAUCUCAUUGAAGCCAAAGAGAAGCUUGUCAAAAUCGAGGAAACUUGUGAGACCCUGCAAGCUGAGAAGGACAUGCUGCGCAACUCUGAGAUGAUGCUGAUGCAGGAGAAUAAGACAUUGUUACAACAACACAAAGAUCAGUCUAGCUUGCUAGUCAAUCUACAGAGCCUACAGAACAAACUUGAAAGGUCAGAGUUUGAGACUCGUACCAGACUUGAAGGACAGGUUGAAGCGCUACAAAAGGAGUCUAACCUCGCCAAACGUCAACUGGAGAUGGAUAAUACACACCACAAGAAUCUUAUCAAAACCCUUGAGAACCGAGUCCAAGAGCUGCAAACUCAGAUUGACACAGAGAGCAGGAGUAACCAGCAGGCCCGGGAUAUGCUUGUGAGAAACACUAAGGAGAUGGAGAGACUUGAGUUCAAGAACACUGAAGUUAAAGCCCAGCUGGAGGCAGCUGAAAAAAGAGUUCAUGAACUACUUUCUAAAGAACCAAACAGUGACCAAGAUAUUGACAAAAUGAGAAAAGAAACUGAAGAAAAGUUCAAGACUGAUCUUCAAGAUACCGAGCUUAAGCUCAAAGAUGCAGAAGCUAAAAUCAAAGAUCUUGAGACACAGCUCGAACAGGCCAAGUUGCAUGCUGAGCAAUUCAAGUCCAUGUCAGGGGCGAAUGACGAAGCCCUUCGUGAAGUAAACAAGUCAACUGAAGAAUUCAAAUCAAACAUGGAGUCCCAAGUCAGGGCUGCCAAGGAGCAAGCGAGCUUCUUGCAAGGGCAAGUUCAAGGGCUUGAGAUCAACAACAGUAACCUUACCGUGGAGAACAGCAAAUUGAAGAGAGAGUCGGAAAGGCAGAUCAAGGAACUACAGGAGAUACUAGGGACAUUGAGGAAAGAGCUGGACGAGGCGCAUAACCAGGCUCGAUCUGCCUGUGCCAAUGAACUAGUGGCCAUGGAAGAGCUCAGAGAACAGACCAAGAUUGCUUCAGAGUGCCAGGAAAAGUAUGAACGUGAGUUGAUGCUCCAUGCCAAGGACGUCCAGGCCCUUUCAGACGCUAAGGAGGAGCUUGCUGGCCACAAUGACAGACUCACAGAAGCCGUUGACCGUGCAGUGUCCGCAGAACAGAAACUGCAGACUCUGCAGAACGCCGUGGAUGGGCAAAGAAAGGAGCACGAAAAAGCCAUAGAGAAGCUCCAGUCUCGAUGCGCGGAUCUGGUCGACCAGAACUCAAACCUUCACAAACAGCUAGAGAGGCUGGUUAACCAAAUGGCCUCAUCAAAGAAGACUUCUCUAAGCACUUCUGACAUGCCGGCUUCGAGUGCUGAUGACUCAAGUGAAGCCUCCAAGGGCAUAGAAGAUCUCUGGGAAAUCGUCAGAUUCUCAAGACGCGAGCUCGAGAUUGCUGAGACUAAGUGUGAGCUCGCUCAGACGGAAAGUCUACGCUACCAACAGAGGUCAGAAUUCCUGGAAAAACAGCUCAAGACGGCUCAAGCAAGUCUACAAGAAGAGGCAUCACAAGCUGACAUCGAUGCACAGUCGACGACACUUGAGCUCGCUGAAGCCAAUAAGAUACUUAAUGAUGAGAAACAGAAGCUUGAGCAGGAAAUGAAGGCUAUGGAAGGCAAAAUUAAGAAAAUGGAUGCAGAACUGCAAAGUGUCAAGGAUGCUAACCGUAACCUGACCAGUUCAAAGGACUCCAUGCUUGCCGAGAAAAAUGCUAUGAAAAGUGAGAUUAUGCGUUGGUCGACAAAGACGAACCAGCUGAUGGAACAGUACCGCAAUGUUGAUCCAGACGAGUACAAGCGCAUGACAGAAGAGAAAAAGCAGUUCCAACAGCAUGUAGCAAGCCUGAAGAGCGAGAGCCAGCGCAGUAAGACAUUGCUUGAGAAUGUCAGGAAUGAGCUGACAAAAACUAAGGCAGAAUUGACCAAAGUACAGGCUGAACUAUUGAAUGUGAAGAACGACCAGCAGAAAGCUCAAAGUCAAAUGGAAGCAAUCAAGUCGCAGAGCACAUCAGUAGAGGGUAAGAACCAAGCAGAGGUAGAUGCCCUUAAGAAAUCCCUCGAGGAGAAGACGGAAGAGAUGAAUGAAAAGAUCAAGACACUCAACCAGGUUAAGCGCAUUGCACGCCGUUACAAAACACAAUUUGAUGAGCAGAGCAAAGAAUUUAAUGAAGUAAAGAAGAAGCUGGAGGACCUUCGUAAGGCGCCCCCCACUCCUUCCCAGCCUGCCUCUGCCCCGGCUGAUACUGCUGGCCCAGCUGCCGAGGGCUCAGACGCCAGUCCGUACCAGACUAAGAUCAAGGAGCUGGAGGAGCAGGUGAAGUUACUGCAGAGUGAAGUUCAGGGACAUGAAGAGCAAGUCAGUACGCUCAAGAAGGCUGAGGAUCAGAGCAAGGCUCAAGUUAAGGAAAAGGAAGAAAAGAGCAAAAAGGUUCUAAUCCAGGCUAGAGAGAAAAUACAGCAGUUGACUGCACUAAAGGACAAACUAUCUGCCGAAAAUGAAGACCUGCGGAAAAUGGCAAAAGCUGCGAGUGAAGCCAAAGAGUCCCUGUCCCAGCGCAGUUCAGAGCUCGAGAUGAGGUUAUCAGUCCUGCAGUCACAGUACGAAAGUCGACUCGCCAAGAUAGAGAAAGAGCUUACCGAAGCCAAGGCGGAAAAGGAAAUGACAGAGAAGAGUAAAGCAGAAUUAGAAGAGCUACAACAGAAAGAAAAAGCGGAGAUGGAGCAACUUCAGCAGAAACUCCAACAGCAACAGAAGCAGAUCCAGCAGCAGAUCCAGCAGCAGCAAAUGAGGCUAACAUCACUCACCACAACAACUAGCAGCACAACACGACCUCAGGGGGACACUGCCGGGCCUGAUAAUAGCCAGCAACCGGAAAUUGCCGCUGUUAUUGCUACUCCAAUAUCUUCAGUUCCACCCACAGCAACCAUCAAACCGACGACUACUCCCACCUCUAUCAAACCAUCUGCCGCUAAAACUGCCAGCAUCCGCCCCAUGGCUAUUCCCCAACACAUCACCCCUACCGCCACAGUCCUCCCCACAGUGACCUCAACAGCUCAGGACACGCCCACCUCCACCACGGCUAUUGUACACCCCAGGGGUCAAGCCUAUGCUGUGUCUACUGUUGCUGCCAGCAGCCAGGUCUCUGUCCAGCCUGUCAUGUCAACACCAGAGAUCGUCGUGGGAGGUUCCAUUGAGACACUCACAGCUGAGGCAGAGUCAGAAGGAGGGGCCGGUGGACAAGACAGUCCGGCGGAGCAGGAAACUAUAACAGUUCCCUCUACAUCAUCUGGGAAACGGCAACGUGAGGAAGAACAAGAAAGUGAAAGGACGUCUACGCAAGUGCUGGAAAAGGAACCGACGUCCAAGAAAUUAAAAACCACUGAGGCGGUUGAGACAGAAGCUGGAGCAGAAGCAGGCCAGUGGGAAGUCCCUGAGAUGGAGAUGAACGCAGCUGUUGGUCGAGAAUCACCCGAAGUAGUCCUCAUUGAGAGUGACGAUGGGGAAGACGACGAAGAGGUGGAUGAAGAAAUGGACGACGAAGAAGGUGAAGAGAUGAUGGAAGAUGAAGACGAAGAGGCAGAUAAGGGAGAUGAAGAGGAAGAAGAGGAAGGAGAUGUGGAAGAAGAAGAGGAUGAGGAAGAAGACGAAAUCGAGGAAGAGGACUAUGACGAGGAUAUUGGCGACGACGACGACCUAGAAGAGGAAGCGGAGGAGGUGGCAGAGAGGAAAGCGCCAGCUGUAGUUGACGUUGUUGAGGUGAUUGAUGAGGAUGAGUGCGUAGAAGAAGAGGAGACACAGCCAACAGUCGAAGAUGAGGAGGAGGAGAAAGAGGAAGAGGUGGCAGGGCUGGAGGAGGAAGAGGGAACUUCGGGAGAAGUGCCAGGCGAGGCAGUAGAACAGGAGGUAGCAGGCAUUAUGGAGGACGCCUCUAAUUCACAGCAGGCCGAGGUUUCGAGAGAAAACGUGUCUGUAUCCCCAGCUAUUCGUGGACUCACUCCAACCAUAUCGUCGUCGUCACAGUUUGCCAGUCAGCAAGAAGAGCCUGCGACUAGUGGAAGGCUAUCAGCGUCUGAUCGUUCAGGGAGACUUCGCUCGCACUUAGCACCAUUCUCGUUCCCGCCAGGCCAGUCGGCACCAGGUCCGUUUGACGAGGCUGAUGACUGCACCGUACCGAGCACACCCACACUCUUUGUACCCAAACGCACCGACGGUUUUGCUGAAGCUAUAAGCUCGCCUCAUAUUCAUCGUCCGUUCAACUUCGCGCCGCCAAACGAAUCAGGCAUGCAAAGCCUUGGCCUAGAAUCUAGUAUAUCCGAGGGUGGUCUACGCGUAGAUGACACUCACGUGGACCUGAUGGAUGAGGAGGAGGACGAGAGCUCCAACAACAGAGCGCCCUUCAACGUCGUCGCCUCUUCAGGGCCGGAGGCUAUAUCCCAAACCGUUCCCGUGACUAGCCAACCCUCACAGUCCAACUCGCGGCAGCUCUCCUUAGAGAGUCUAGAGUCCGAAACGGACUUCGCCACCGACGUCACCUCCGCUGUGACGGACGUGCCAGCCAUCACCGUUACCCCGGCAACUACAGAGGAGACCGCCGAGCAGAAUGUGCCCGUGUCUCAAGAAUCGGCAGCGGCGCUUGAGCAGGAGGUUAUCGAGCUGACCGAGGGGGAUGACGGGAAUGGGGAUAAUGUCGACGAAGACAAGGAACGGAAACUUGAAGUUGAUCUUGAAGAAGAGGCAGAGCAACAAGAUACUCAGCCAGAACAGUCCACACCCGCAGAACAACCCACACCCGCCACUACAGACCCAAAAGCUAAGAGACCAGGUUCUUCCAUCGGGCAAACCAGCCGAGGAGGUGGACAGGCAGGAAGGGGAUCAACUUCUGGGCGAGCGCGAAGAAUCAAACGAUUCACACCCGGUCGUGGUAGUGCGAGAGGGCGCGGGGGUCUUCGCCGCGGGGGCACUGGGCCGGGACCAUCACAGUGAGAUGUAAUCAGCUAGUCCAUUAUUCUGAAUCGAGAAGAUUUCACUUUUAUUUUGUUUUUAUGUUUUUCCGAUCAACGCCUCUUCAAAUAAAGAAAAGUUCUUGUGUUUUUAUUUCUCGUCUCAUUUCUAUGUGUAUGAUUGGGUCAGUACGCAGCUCUUACAAGCUGCAAUUUGAUUGGGCGAAUGAACAAUAUCCGCACCUCGACACAAAGAAUAAGAAGAAUAGAAACUAAAGAACUCCUUUGUAGAACAAAGAUAAUAGGAGACAAAGCAGCUGCGUACUUACUCGGAUGAUUUUCUUAUUGCGGAAAUGACGUCAGACUGGAUACACUUAUUUACAUAAGUAAAUCAAUGCUCGACUGGUUAUGCUAAUUUGAAGCUUUUCGUCUACUUCUCGAACGACACUUGUUUGCUGUAAGACAAGAGUCCACUCGAUCGAAUUGCUUUCCGUAGGCACGCCAACUUUGACGACAAGAAACUCACCACACGUAAAACAGAGUGGAAAAAUGGCGAUGAACGCUCUAGAGGCUGGUACGGUCACAGCAUGUGUGCUAGCCCUAGUCCUUCUCCUGCUUUUUACCACUUACACGUGGUUGAAGUGGCGACGACGGGAGCUAAAGCUCAUGCGUUAUCCACAAGAAACUGCUUGUCCGACACAAAAUCCUUCAUUCCAGGCAGAAACUCAGGAUAUCGACGAUAAGCUGGCUCAUGAAAACUUACAAGCUAUGGGGCAUAUGACAGGGUCUAGAUCUCUUCUUAACAAAAACGCUGAGGAGGAAUUUUACCCCAAGCAUGUACAAACGACUCCACAGCUAUCCCAUACGCAGAUUUAUCACCCAAAGGAGUCCUCAAGAUCAUCUAAGAUGGACUUGUUCAACUCGGGCAGGCACUUUUCAAGGAGUGGAGAAAUAGCAAGCAAAGAAGAGGCGUAUUACCACAACAAAAACAUGGCAGGAAUGGAUAAUGAUGUCUUCUAUUCCGGCGAGACCAAACCCCGAUCAAAAAGUGAAGCGGUUUACACCAAUGGGACUUCAUCAAGCCGCUCGUCCGAUAAAGAACGCAAAGGGUCCCGGUCAUCUUCCCAAAGAAACCCUUACCUUCAGGAGGAAGACAGACGGGUGUCGACUUAUCUAUAGAACCAUACGAGGUUUGCUUAUAAUCAUGGUGCACCGCGCGCCGGGUUGUUGCUCACAAUUCAUUGUACUCAUACUCAAAAGCUCGCCAAUUUUAAAAGGAUGGCACGAAAACGAUUUAAAGAAUACGCCCCACGGUAAAGUGAUCAAUAAAACGCAAAUGCGCCCUGUGCAUAUUGGCGUCCAUAGAAGCCCAAAAGAGACGAUAAUAAAUUUCUCAUAGAUUGAUUUCUUUGUUCUACAAAAGUAAAUCUAUGAUUUUUAGUAGGUUUUAAACAAGAAAACACGUAUUUUUUUAAUACUGAAGCGGAAAUCAAGUUUAUCAACUGUAACGUUAUUUUGUGCUUUUAUUUAUCGAUUUUGUAAUAAACAUAGUGUACAAAGCCAAAA
Messenger RNA from Nematostella vectensis (starlet sea anemone), 8877 nucleotides. RefSeq names its product nucleoprotein TPR. Bases 50 to 7354 code for a protein of 2434 amino acids. Gene Ontology annotation, molecular function: structural constituent of nuclear pore. Gene Ontology annotation, cellular component: nuclear pore. NCBI's taxonomy places the organism in Eukaryota, Metazoa, Cnidaria, Anthozoa, Actiniaria, Edwardsiidae. Gene Ontology annotation, biological process: protein import into nucleus; mRNA export from nucleus. The transcript has 55 exons. The record is from RefSeq and is a predicted model, not a curated record.